UAUUGGAAAGUCUUUUCUCGAUAAUAAUAGCAUUCGGUAAAAGAUGGAAGACUUACAGCCAAUGUCAGCUGUUGGGCAAACUUCUUUCUGUGUGGAAUUGAUGAAGCGCCUCAACAUUCAGCGAAAACAAGAUUACUUGUGCGACAUUACUUUGGUGACGAACGACGACAGAGAGUUAAAAGCUCACAGAAAUGUUCUUUCCGCCGCAAGUCCGUUCUUUUGCAAGCUUCUUAAGAGCGAAAUGAAGGAGAAUCGAGAGGGAAUUAUUCGAUUUGAGGAGAUCUCAGGAUGUGUUAUGGAAGAUGUUCUGGAAUUCAUCUACGCUGGAACCGUGGAAGUAACUCAGGAGAAUGCCAAGGAACUGAUCGCCGCAGGAAACUAUCUGAUUAUACCGAGCUUGAAAACUGUUUCUGGUCGAUUUCUACAAGGAGAAAUGUCUAAUACAAAUUGCAUCUCGACCUUUUAUUUCGCUGAGAAAUACGACUGUGUCGAGCUAAUCCGCAACAGCAGGAAAUUCGUCCACGAAAAUUUCGCAUCCGUAGGAGAAAUGGAUGAGUUUUUAAGCUUGGAAGCCAAGGAGGUGGCGGUGUGGAUUUCAAGUGACGAGAUUGCUGUGGAAGCGGAAGCCGACGUCUACAAGAUUAUACUUAAAUGGGUUGAACACAGCGAGAGCGAGCGAAAAGCAGCAUUUGAAGAGUUGUUUCGUCACGUUCGGCUGAAUUUCCUUUCGCGUGACUGUUUGGAGGAUGUCGUGACAAACGAACUAGUUCGUGAGAAUUUGGCUUGUGUGAAGCUGGUCAUGGAUGCUACUGUAAAGAUGGCUACUUUUGCGAGUGAAGAUGAUCUCCCGCAGUCACCAAGGAAAGGUCUGGAAACACGUGUUAUUUUAGCAUGUGGUGGCAAGUUCACUUUUUGUUAUCUUCCUGAAGAAAACCAAUGGAAGCGGCUGCCAGACGGGUCAACCGAGAGAAACCAGAAAACACAAAUGCUAACAUUUCGUGAUCAGCUGUACACAUUUAAGGAGUUCAGCAAGGCAGAGAAGUAUGAUACCGUGUUUAAUAGCUGGUCAAAGUCCGAUCUGAUUGACGUAUCGGCAGAUAGCGCCAUUGUGACUGUUGUCAAAGGGGAUAUGUACGCCAUUGAAGUUAACAAACCCGUUGGAAAGUCUACUAUUAAGAUGUACAAUGUGCAGCGUUGUACAUGGCAAACAGUUGUGGAAUCUCCCCAAGGCUGCAGGAACAGUUGCUGUGUUAUCGCAGGUGGCAGCUAUCUGUACCUUUUAGGUGGAUCGACCCCUGGCAAUACUAGUUAUGUCUCUAAAGCAGAGAGAUUCAGCAUUGCGGAAAGCCAAUGGGAAGAAAUCGCUAACAUGCAACAAGGAAGAGGUGGUGCCUUUGGAGUGGCGGGUAAAGAAAUGAUUUUUGUUGCUGGAGGCUUAAACGAAAAGAAUAAGGUGUCAAAAAAAUGCGAGAUGUACAACGUUUCUACAAACGAAUGGCACUUCAUUGGAAGCUUAAACACUUGCCGUGUUUAUGGCAGCAUGGUGUGUCUGAGUGAAACAUUCUACGUACUUGGUGGCACCAAGAAUAAUAGGGAUAGAUUACUGUCAGUUGAAUGUUACAACUCUGCAGAAGACAAGUGGAUUGAGAAGACAUCCAUACCAAUUGAAAGGUGCGCAGCAGAAAGCAAGAACACGUUCACUGGAUGUGUGGUGAAGCUCUCUGAAGGAGUCAUUGAAUCAGCCCCCAGUAACCUCAUACUCUCAAUACCCUGCUUCUUUGUCCGCUCCGCGGGUCGUUUUCAUGUUUCUGAUCCUGUAUUUGAGUUGUCUGAUGAUGAUGACUGA
Molecule: messenger RNA, 1846 nt
Organism: Pocillopora verrucosa
Lineage: Eukaryota; Metazoa; Cnidaria; Anthozoa; Scleractinia; Pocilloporidae
Source: RefSeq, a predicted model, not a curated record